Lachancea lanzarotensis is the source of this 1980-nucleotide messenger RNA. Its product is annotated as LALA0S13e03356g1_1. NCBI's taxonomy places the organism in Eukaryota, Fungi, Ascomycota, Saccharomycetes, Saccharomycetales, Saccharomycetaceae. The transcript has a single exon. The record is from RefSeq and is a predicted model, not a curated record. Bases 1 to 1980 code for a protein of 659 amino acids.
AUGCUAAGAUUUGUGCAACACUCGCAUGUGCUCAAGAGCAGGGUUUCAAACCAAAUCGUUUCGGCCAGCGCAAGGUCGCCUUUCCAUCAUUCGCUGCGGCUGAAUUCCGCCGUGGCGAUGGAACGGACGCCUUCGCAGGAAGCAGCUGCUGUAGCAGCUGCUACCACUCCUCCUCAGACGGCAAAGGCUGUGGAAAAGGUACGUGCCAUGCGCAGAAACAUAAAGAUAGACAAGCAGCUAUCGGCCGCCCCAGACUCACCAUGGUUCCACAAGGUUUGUGCUUUCGAAGACUGCGUAGCGCAGACACUGUAUUUAUCACAAACACCUCGCAGACGCAACAAUAACAACAACGGGAACGCUGUUUCUCGACGCACACAGGCAUCUCUCGGGGGUGGCAAUACCAAUCCACUUUUCUGGGACUCUAUAGGCCGGGCUAUGGGAUUAUACCGUGAACUUCUGGGAACUCCAGAGCUCAACAGCGAUCGUGUUUCGAAACUAGUGCAUUUGCUGCACAACGGAUUGCGUGCUAACAGAAACCAGCUUACACGAAUGAACAAAAAGCCCGAUUAUGACUCUCAGUCCUUCCACAAGGAAAUGACUAACUACUUGUGCGAAUCACUGCGCGAAAUCUCUCAAGAUGCUUUAUCUGGCAAAGUUGAGCUCAAUGAGUAUGGUGCAAUGCACUUGAUCACCGCUUUCAAAGAGCUACUUCUACUGGAAGAAGCCGUGAGCAUAUGGCGCUCUGCUAUCAACGGAAGCAAUACCUAUACUGCAAACAUCUUCCUGAAUCCCAGAGUGGUUGGAGUGGUACUACCAAUUCUGUAUGACAAUGGAGUCACCUACUCAGAGAUUCAGGAUCUCUACGAAAAGUCUUCAGCCAUGAUUACUUAUUUUCACCCGAACCUUUCUGUCGGUAUGAUUCGGGCAUCUUUAAGUGCGGGCGAAAACGAAAUGGCUCUUAACCUUUUCCAAAAAUUAUGCGAAGAAUCCAGCGAAAUGAAAUAUGGGUAUUUGAUAGAAACACACCUUUCUUUUAUUGGGGAGUGUAAGGACCUCACUAUUUCUCAAGCAUUUUUCGACAAAGCACUCAACAAUGAAAUGCCUUACCGGAUUGACCUUCAGGUAUCCUACGUCAAGUCAUUUUUGCGGAACAUAUGGUCUCAGACUAGAGACUUUCAGAAAGUUUAUGACAUCUGGUACAAAUCAUCUGUACACUACGGUCGUGACGUAAACCAUGGGAUUUCCUCGUCAUUGAAUGACACAUUUUUUGAUAUCUUCUUUGAGAACUACUCUCAAGACAAGCUCACAGGAUUACAACAGCUACAAGAGAUAAUCUCCACCUAUAACGAUAUCAAACCCAUUGACGAACCAUUCUUCAACAUUAUUCUUGCCAAGUGUACUGUCUGGAAAGACCGUCAAAUUAUCGAGUCUAUUGACAAAGCUUACGACCUUUACCAAACACCUCGAACCAUUGUUGCCUACCGUAUUCUGCUGAAGUCCAUGGGAUCUGUAGAAGCGACCAACCAAGAAAUUUUCCAACGUUGGUGCAAUUUGGUUUCCAAGUCGGAUGAAAUCGGCCAAUCCUUCAUUGCCAAUGCCGACUGGGCGGCUUUGAGAGAUGCCACUGUCACUUGGACCCAGAAUAACGAAUCCCAACCAUCUCCAGAAGAGCUUUACGGUAGUGACGGGUUCGGUGCUGCCAUGCAAGCAGCUAACGCCUCUGGCGCUUUUGACGAUAUUCCACAACAAACAUCACCACAUACCCAACAACAGCAAGAGCUGGAAAGCCGCUUAGAUCUUUACAUGAAAAUUGUCAAACGUUACAGCAUCUUUUGCCGUGAUUCUCGGCAACUUUCUCGCUUGACAUCGGGCACGGCUGUGAAAUACCCGGUGUUGCAGCAAGCACUACCAAAAUUCAACAAUUUGAAUGUCAACGACGUCUAUAUUCCUCAAUUUCACAACUUGAGAUCUCAAAACUGA